AUGUUUCCUAAUUUAAAAUUUUUAAAUUAUAAUCCGUAUGAUAGUUAUUAUCAAAUCAUAUCAUUCGCGAAAUUGCCUCUAUCGGUUUGCUCAUCAACUUUAUUCGAAUUACAUAUUAACGUUAGAAAUGCUGAAGAUUGUCUUCAUUUACUUGAUGGCCGUUUCAAUCAACUCCAUGUAUUCAAUGUUAAAAUACAAUCAGCACUUUCUUCAAUUCCAACAAUAUCUGAAGAAAAACUAUUAAGUCUAAGAUAUUUUUCAUUGACCUGUGUUUCGAAAAUGUAUUUCUAUGAUACAAUAGUUAUACCGCUUUUACAUCGAAUGUCAAAUUUAGAAGAACUUCGUUUGUAUUUUAAUUGUUCUCGAGAAGAAUCAUUUGUUGAUGGGAAUGAUUUGAAAACAAAUAUUCUAAUUCAUUUGCCACGGUUAACGACAUUUAAAUUUAAUAUUUGCUCAUUCAUUAAUCAUUAUAAUCAAAGUGAUUUAUUAUCAAAUGAAGAUAUCCGAAAUACAUUCAGAGACUUUUCAAAUAAUGAAAUUAUUUCUUGUGUUGAUUAUUUUCCAGAUGAAAACAAAGGUCAAUGUCAUAUUUAUUCAUAUCCUUUUACAUUGAUUAGUUAUGAACGUAUUACAAAUAAUUUUCCAGGUGGAUUAUUCCCAUAUGUUCGUAAAGUAUCAUUAUUUGAUGAACAACCUUUUCAACAUGAAUUUUUUAUUCGAAUUCAAAAAUCAUUUCCAUUCAUAAAAAAACUAACUGUAACUAAUUGGAAAGCACAAAAUCAUAAACAACAUGAGAAAUCAAAAGAUGACAAUAGAGAUUUAUCAUUAAUUCAUUAUCAACAUCUUACUUCUCUUUUUCUUACUGAAGUUCAUGAUGAUUAUAUUGAAGAAUUUCUACUUGAUACCAAAACAGCUUUACCAUUUAAUCUUACCCUUUAUGUUGAUUAUUAUUCUAUACGAAGAGUAACACAUCAUUUUAAAAGAAUUGAAACAAGAAUUAAUUGUUCAAAAAUCAAUUGUGUAUAUUUGGAUAAUGUUCAUCACUUUUCAAAAGAUUUCAGAAACUAUUUUCUUAGUACUGAAUAUAUGUGA
Messenger RNA from Rotaria sordida, 1092 nucleotides. The record is from the annotation of a GenBank genome assembly. NCBI's taxonomy places the organism in Eukaryota, Metazoa, Rotifera, Eurotatoria, Philodinida, Philodinidae.